This is a messenger RNA of Caenorhabditis elegans, 1513 nucleotides long. It is a transcript of the gene C03H5.7, whose product is annotated as Seven TM Receptor. NCBI's taxonomy places the organism in Eukaryota, Metazoa, Nematoda, Chromadorea, Rhabditida, Rhabditidae. The record is from RefSeq and is marked reviewed. Gene Ontology annotation, biological process: detection of chemical stimulus involved in sensory perception of smell. The transcript has 4 exons. The coding region runs from base 354 to 1298 and encodes 314 amino acids.
AUAUCCAGUCAUCGUUGCAGGUGCUCGCUUGUACACCAGCCGUGUCUACCGAAGCGCAAUCCAUAGAUUUUUCUGUGGCUCGUGUGAAAAUGACGAGGAGAUUGAGGUCGAACGGAUUACCGUUUAACCAAUUGGAGUUAGGCCUGUUUUUUUUUCAAAAGUUUUUAAUACCUAACUGAAUUUAGGUUUGUUUCAUCUCUAUCUCUCGCCACAUUUUUCCAAGCCAGUAAUUAAUUUUCCUUCUUAGUCUACACACGCCCAUUUUCAAUAUCAAAGUAUAUCACAAGUUAAUCACAAGCCUUGUGCACUCUUCUCGACUUUUGAGCCACUCGCUCUUCAUUCCUCAUUUGAAAAUGCCCGCUAUAAUAAGUUUCCAUCAGAUAUUCAGUACCAAAGCCUUCGUUUUGUCAAUAUUCUUUAACUCAAUUAUUAUUGCAAUCAAUAUAUUCUACACAAAUGGUGUGACUCAGAUAAAAUACCGGAAUUUCAUGAAUUUCCAUAUAAGCAUCCACCUCGUGUUUUCAGGCCUUCAUGCGCUACUAGUCCCGAUUAUCGCCGUCGAGAAAAACGUGAUGUACAUCUUCACAGCCGUUCAAUUUAUCCCGACAAAUAUAUUACAAGUACUCUUAGCUGUGUACUGUGGGGUUUUCGCUACUACAAUCGUCAUGCGUCUUGUUGCCGGAUUUUAUCGAUGGGACAAUAACUUACAUCCAACCCUCUACUACUUCGAAUCGUACCUAACCUUCGUUUAUUGGAUUACUUUUGCGCUUCUAGUAGGAAUUGUGUGCGGAUGGACGGUUUCCUACAAAAUGGCACAAAACUCUUACGUGGAUUCUAUUAUUCAAGCCCCUAUUGCAAAAACCUUCAAGCUUAAUUUACAAAAUGUCACCUAUGUAGCUCUAUUCUAUACAACUGAGGAUGGUUGGAACGAGACGGGAAUCAAAAUUGGAUUCACUAGUCUUGCGGUAAUUGUAGGAUCAAUGCUGGCGAGCUAUAUAUUUAGCUUUGAUAUUUGGGCACAUUAUGUGCAAAAUAUACAAGAACGUGCCCCUCCUGCUUAUGAUCGUGGCAUGUUCAACAAUUUGAUCUCUCAGAUUUUUAUCAGCUCAAUGUUCUCAUAUCUUCCAGUAUUAACAGCUCUGUUGCUUCCAAUUUUCCAGCUUGAAGGCCAUGUUCUCUACUCGCAAUUUUCAAUUUUCUUGGCAUCGUAUUCAGUUAUCAGUCCAAUAUCAGUUAUUUGGAAUAACAGAUUUUAUCUAUAUCCCGUGUGUACACAUUUGUAUCGAUUAUUUCAUUAAAGUUGUCGGAGGCUCUGAAACCAGGUCUGCUCGGCAAUUCCGACAGCUUUUUAAGUAUAAGCUCCGCAAUUAACAAUUCAGUAAUUAAACAAUUAAUUUUAUCCAGAGGCCGUUUCUCAUUCGUAUUUAUCUUUGAUACCUUUCCCAGGAUUUUUCAUUUUUUCCCCACAUUUAUCAAUGACUUGAAAAAUUUUCUGAAAAUAAAUAAAAUAAUG